UACGCACAUAUGUGAGUGUGUAAGCGCGCGCGUAUGUGUGUUUUUAUGUGCACUGCGUUUCCUGCUGCAUAAUUCGCCAGCUAUCUCUUUUAUUUGGAAUAUAUUUUUAGCCAGCUAAUUUAAUAUAGAAUGUUACCCAGCCUGCACACCUUGAUGCGUUGCUCGAAGCGUGUGCUGCAGUCGCCGCUGGAUGCGGUCAAGAUGCACAGCUCCACGGGCCACAGCAAGGCGCCCGGCGUCGGCAUAUAUGGACCCUUUACGCCGGCGAACGAUCUGAGCUGCUCGGGCCGUGGCGAUUGCGUGAACAACACCUGCGUCUGUGACAUACGCUAUGCGGGCGAUGAGUGCGACUUCUUCAAUCUGUCCUACUAUGCGGGCAUCUCCACCGUCUUCUAUGUGGUGGCUCUGGUCUCGGUCAUUCAGCUGCUCAUCUGCAUUGUCGCCGAGUAUCAGCGGCUCAAGCAGCCGUCGAUUCUGCGCGCCUGCCGCAUCACCACCCAAAAGUUGCUCUACUUUAUGGUCUUUGUGGCUUCUUCGCUACGCGGCGCCUACUUUACCACACCUCUCGAUCUGCAGCCCCAGUGGGCAGUCACCCUGAUGUCCGCUUAUUAUCCGCUGCUGAUGACCUGCGCCUCUCUCAUCGUCUGCAUGUGGGCCGAGAUAUUUCACUUGCGCGACAUACGCUGGGAGAAGUCGCAGUUUCUGUCGAAGAGCUUCCUAGGCUUUGUCGCCUUCAACUUCUUUCUGUACAGCCUAUUUGGCAUUGAGGUAUUCAGUUCGCUGAUAAAUUCGGAACGUCGCGAUUAUGCGCACAUCUUCAAUGGCUGUUAUGCUGUGCUCCUGCUGAUUGUGGUUAUCUUCUUUCUGAUUUACGGAGUGGAGGUGUUCUUUAAGUUACGUGGCGGUUUUGUCUACGACCAGACGGGCAAAAUACUUGGACCCAGCGAGGCAAUUGUGAAUGCCUCGCAGCUCCAUCAGUCGCGUCUCGGGCUGCUCAGCCAGGCCAUAAUGCUGAUUGUGAUUGUUGGAUUUCUUACCUCCGAAACGCUAGGUGACUUAUGGAAGGGCAAAGUGCCCGUGAAUUCGCGAAACUGGUAUGAUAUCAUCUUUCGUAUUGCCGAAAUAGGCGUCGCUUUGUGGUUUCCCUGCUGCCUGUGGAACUCUAUGGCACCCGAACAGCUCUGGAUACUGAAUCCACGCAAGCUGCUGUCCCGUCAAAUCGAUCCAUCGAUACCCACGCUCGAUGCCGACAGCAAUAAAUUGUCGCCCGAAGAGGGGCAGACGUUCCUGAGCAAAAAGGACUGCUGGAUAUGCUAUGACAGCGAUAAACCGGAACCGCUCAUUCAGCCCUGCCGCUGCACUGGCGAUGUCAGCUCUGUGCACCACGAGUGCCUCAAACGUUGGCUAGUCGAGAGUUGUGGCAUCAACAACGAGGCGCAGCUGGCCUGCAAGGUUUGCUCACAUCCCUACGAAAUCGAGAAAUCGAAAAAACUCGAGUGGGACAAGGGAUUUACCAUACAGCAUUGGAUGAAGACCGUCAUAUUGAUCACGCUAAUGUGUGUGACGGGUGCCACAGCCUGGGCCAUCAUUCAAAUGUAUGUGGAUCCGCUGGUGCGUGUCCUCACCGUUGGCGUCGCUGUGCUCAUUGGCUAUGUGUGCGUCAAGUGUCUUGGCGAGAAUACGGUGGUGGCCUACCAACGUGCCAAGGUUAGCUCCAUCAACAUUGUGACUAGCUCCGAAAUGGAGAAACUGCAUACCAUAUGCGAGGAUGUCAGUUCAGCUAGCACCUCAGCGGCGGCAGCUGCAUCGCAGGCCGCCUCCUAAAACGCAAGUCGGCAGUUGAAGUCUAUGCCAUAAGGAAACAUCAUACCCAUACACAAAUGCCAAUGCAAAUGCAAACACGGCGUAUACAUAUAUACACAUAU
This is a messenger RNA of Drosophila arizonae, 1925 nucleotides long. RefSeq lists its product as uncharacterized. Gene Ontology annotation, molecular function: zinc ion binding. The record is from RefSeq and is a predicted model, not a curated record. Lineage: Eukaryota; Metazoa; Arthropoda; Insecta; Diptera; Drosophilidae.